AUGCCGAGAGCUCCGACCAGACCCGGUCUAAUCGGAUUUCUUAACCGGAUCAUCGGCCGCCCUACGCCGGUCAUCUACCACCGGCGCCGGUACUUGCAAACCCUAGCUUUUGAAGAGAUCAAAUCGUCACCAGAAAAGCCCCACGAGUUCACGGCGUUCGUACUCCACGGCCUCCUCGGCUCCGGCCGGAACUGGCGUUCCUUCUCUCGGUCCCUUGCCUCCUACCUCGCCCCCGCCCGUGCGUAUAUGUAUCUACCAUGGCCUCCGUUAUAUGCAGAGUGGAGGAUGAUUCUUGUCGACUUGAGGAAUCAUGGGAAGUCAGCUGAAAUAGAAGGUUUUUUGCCCCCUCAUGAUAUUGAAAAUGCUGCGAAAGAUCUGUCGGAUUUGGUGAAAUCCGAAGGUUGGGAUUGGCCGGAUGUUGUUAUUGGACACUCUAUGGGCGGAAAGGUAGCUCUGCAAUUUGCCCAAAGUUGUGCCCAAGGGCACUAUGGAGAUAAUGUUAGCUUGCCCAAAAAGGUGAUCGUCCUUCCACUAUGGGUGCUGGACUCGGUCCCUGGGAAAGUGAUCCAAGAUAAUAGUGACGGUGAAGUGGAAAAAGUUUUGAAGACAUUGCAGAGUCUGCCUUCAACUAUACCAUCGAGGAAGUGGCUGGUAGAUCACAUGCUGAAGCUUGGGUUCUCGAAGUCUCUAUCAGAAUGGAUAGGUAGCAACCUCAAGAAAUCGGGAGAACACGUGACAUGGGCUUUCAAUCUUGAUGGGGCUGUUCAGAUGUUCAAUUCUUACAGAGAGAUGGACUAUUGGCCACUGCUGGAGCACACGCCAAAAGGCAUGGAAAUUUCCAUUGUGCGUGCCGAAAAAAGCGAUAGAUGGGACCCAGAUUGUAUAAGAAAGCUUGAACACAUUUCUUCUAAGCGUGCAGGUGAUAAUGAGGGGAAGGUCUCGGUUCACGUGCUGCCUAAUGCAGGGCACUGGGUGCAUGUGGACAAUCCCAAAGGGCUCCUUGAGAUUGUGGCUCCAAAUGUUGCUUCUGUUGUUUAGAUGCGGUUCUUCUGCAAUUUGUUUCACGGCUUUGGAUUUUCGAUAGAGGUAAUUGGAUUACAGCUCUUUGUGGAUUUAUGCUCGCUUUGAAGUGCUAAAUAAUUGUGAAUUUAGAGUGACUUCUAAAUACCAUCAAUCAUUUAACAAACAUAUGGAUAUGAUUGUUGUGCCGAACUCCGCCUUUUUUAUGCAUUAAUCGUUUUCGAACAUUCUACUUGUCCUUUUUUGUUAAGAAGCAUUAAUCGCAUUAAUCUCAUUUUACCCCUAGUUUUGGAUAAAUUAUUUCUUGUUAAGGAUUAGUUGUGCAUUCAUCGUCAUAAGACUUGAGAUUCAAAACUUCUCUAUUUUAAUGUUGUAUUUAGUAUUCACUACUGUGAGCUUCUUCAGUUCUUUGGUGAGUUGGCUUAUAACUUAUUAGUUAGUCUGUAAGAUUUUUGUAGAUAUAUAAGUUCGGUUUAUUGUGUUGAGAUAUUCCAAAAAGUUUGAACUGAAGUCUUCAUUUUAUUUGUUUAUUCGACUUAAUUGAUUAAUUUUACCAAAUACUGUUAUUAUAUUACCUAUUUUAUU
This is a messenger RNA of Striga asiatica, 1605 nucleotides long. Lineage: Eukaryota; Viridiplantae; Streptophyta; Magnoliopsida; Lamiales; Orobanchaceae. The record is from the annotation of a GenBank genome assembly.